GUAUUGUAAAGUUUUCUGUAAUGUGAUGAUGUAUGUAAAGUAUUGUUUUGUAACAUUACUUACUUACUUCCAGCAAAUGACGCGCUGCUAACUUUUUUCGGUACGUGCCGCAGCGGUAACAUUCGAGUCUUUAAGGUCACGAUUGAAGAUGAGGCACUACAGCUUGGGGAGUAUCAGGAGGCAAGGGGUUCCUGGGAAGAUGACUACAACUUGAUGGUUUUGCCAUUACUGAGGGAAAAACAGCCUUGCUAUCUUCUCUACAGGUUGGAUUCAGAGGCACAUGGUGGAUAUGAAUGGCUUCUGCUCUGCUGGUCACCUGAUGACUCCCCAAUCAGGGAGAAGAUGUUGUAUGCUUCUACCAAAGCCACUCUUAAAAAGGAGUUUGGUGCAACACAAAUCAGUGAUGAGUUGUUUGGCACAGUAGAGGAAGAUCUCAAUUUAGAUGGUCUUCAUCGCCAUCGUAAAUCAGCUUCCGCUCCUGUUCCACUGACCAUGAGGGAAGAAGAAAUGAAAGAAAUCAAGAAACUGGAAGUUGGAGUUGAUAUCAGCAUAGACACCAAACACCAGACCCUUGCGGGCGUUGCUUUCCCCAUAAUGCAAGACGCUAUAAAUUCCAUCAAGCGCUUUGCAAGUGGGGAACUGCAGUAUGUGCAAAUGAAAAUUGAUACAACAGCUGAAGAAAUUCAACUUGACAGUGAUGUUGCAUCGCUUCCCAUUGACAAACUUCCCGCUCAUAUUCCUGAUUCUGCUGCUCGAUACCAUCUGUACCGAUAUGACCAUAAUUACGAAGGAGACUUUUUCCAUAGUGUUUUAUUCAUCUAUUCCAUGCCUGGAUACAACUGCCCCAUCAAGGAGAGAAUGUUAUAUUCUAGCAGUAAGAGUCCUGUAAUUGACCUUCUGGAAAAUUCCAUAAACCUAGAAAUUACCAAAAAGCUGGAAAUUGGCGAAGGUGCCGAGUUGACUGAAGAAUACCUCCUGGAUGAAAUUCACCCCAAGCGAAACUUACACCGUCCCAAAUUUGCCAAGCCAAAGGGCCCAGCCAACCGAGGGGCAAAGAGAUUGACACGAGCACCAAAGGAUAGUCAAGUAGAGAGUUAGUUCUAUUGUGUGACAUAGUCUAUUAGUGUAUAAGUUAAUGAGUAUUUAAGAAGCUUUGACUGUGGUACAGUACAUUUUUAUAUGGAUUCUUGAGAACUCUUUGAAAAUUAUGGCAAAGAAUAUUUUGUAUGCACCAAUAAUAUCCUGUGUUGGAUUUCUUUUUGUACUUGGAAAAUUUGAGUGCUAUUGAUUGUCAUUUCUACUGUAUAACUAGAAAAUGCCAUUAUAUUGCAGAGCUUCAUAUUUUUGGUCUGGUGGUUAACAUUGUUGAUUAUAGGAGCUUUAAAUACUGUGAAAAGGACUUUGAAUAUUUUUUUAGUCUGAGGUAAUUUUGACUUGUUAACAGUAUUCGAAGUUUGAAGAUUGUACAGUGCGUGAUUUGUUAUCUGAUAAUUAGUAUAUGCUUUACCUUUGAAAAGUGAGCUUUAAAAAUGUGGUUUUAAGUGACUUUGGUUUUAGUAGAAUAUUCAACUUUGGUAGGUUGUUGACGAAAGAGUUAACAUGUAUUAGGUUUUGUUAGUUUUGAGUACUUUAUGCUGUAGCCCCUUAGUAGAAACUUUUGGUUUUGGUUGAGUUACCUCUUUAGUGUUAUUGCAUUCUUUGCAUUUAGUUGUAUGCUUUAUUAAAUUUUAUUUGAACAAUUGAUCUUCACAUUCUUCCUUACACUUAUUCUGUAUUUUUUACUUCAAGGCAUUUUAACUGAAGUAGGUAUUCGCAGUUACUGUGAUUAUUAAAUUUAAAAAAGCACCUCUUGACUCCUUUGCUUGGGUCUAUCCAAAUCGAGUGAAAUGCUGUUAUACUUGAAGUUACAGUUCUCUUACCCUCCAAAGUUUAUUUAUCCUUUUCUACCGUAGCUUGCAGGAUAUUUCUCCUUAUUAUUUCAGCAUCAGAUGAUGCAAGUUUAGUGCAUGAUAAAAAAAAAAGGUUAACCAUUAUUAACAUUUUCACAAAUCAUAUUUAUGUAUGUACAGUAUGCCAUGUUGAUGUCUUCAGUUGCCUCUGCACAAUAGUUUAUUAUCUGCUGGAAUGCACUGAACAGAGCAGAAUGCUCAAGUAUCAUUAUAAUAAAGUUAAGAGGAAAAUGUUUGAAUAGAAUUUAAAAAAUGAAGUACAUUCAGCUCAUAGCAGGUUGUAUGCCUAGUGUUGAGGAGUACUUGUUAAUCUAGUGAACAUGAUCAGAAGGGCCUAACUUUCGAAUUAUGUUUAGAUAGAAAAAAAUAUUUGAUGAUUAACGUGGAUUACUGUCUCUGUUUGAAUAUGGGGCCCUUGUAUCAUCAGACAGAGACCCUUCAUUACCAAAGAUAAUUCAUCACAUCUAGGUCUUUGCUGUUAUUAAAAAAGAAUUGCUGCAUCUUUAGAAAUGGAGUUGCUCAUGUAACUUGGAACUUGAUAUUUUAGUUAAAUAAUACUCGAGUAUUUUAUAUCAUCUCAAGAAAAUCUUGAUGAGGAGCAGUUUCAGGUCUGUGAAGUUGGGAUUGAUUGGGGAUAGUGUUGCCAACUUUGUAUCUGCAAUUCUGAUUCAGUAGUUAACAUCAGUAAAUGUUGAAGGUGUCGUAUAUAUUCUCAGGAUUUUUCAAGAUUUUUUUUAAAGGUGCUAUACACUUGGUUUGAUGGGCAGAAUGAAAACAUAAAAAUAUAAAAGCCAGAAAAUUGCUGAGUAUACUGUAUAUAAUACAAAGAUAAACAUUCUGUGUAGAUUUGAAAGUGCAGGUAUAUUUGCAGUUCCAGAUUUUACCAUUUAGUUAUGUUUCAUCUGGUGAAUUAGAAAUUUUUAAUGAAAUGUUUUGUGACUGAAAUUCAAAGCAGGCCUAGAAGUUCAUUCAUAAUAUAUUUUGCUCAGUGAGACUGUGUCCAAGAAGGAUGUAGUUUAUUAUUUUACCUUGCUGUAGAAUACUAUAUUAUCAUGAGUGUAUACAGCGAGCGUAAGUACUAUUCAUGAUAACUCCAGAUAAAUGGCAUCCUCUGUUAUUAGCCAGUGAGAAAUCAGCCUUGAUAUUCAGAAGAGUCAUAGCUGUACCAUUUCCAAGGGAUGCAUUUUAGAAGCUUGAUUCAACCGCAACCCUAGCAUUCCAGCUCCAGUUAGGACUUCCAUCCAAAUGACAUAUCCAUUUCCUUUUGUUUCACUUUUCACAACCAUUUUUCCUCUUCUAUCCUCCCAUCAGCCAGGAUUUUCUGAAAAUGUAAUGUGCAAUACUUGCUAAGCAUUCUUUCACAUGUCCUAGGAUUAUUGUGUGUGUUUUUCCUUGAUUGUGCGGAUGUUGAAGCACAAAUCAUUUGGCCAUUGCUUGUAGCACCAUCAUGUCCAUUCCUUUGCAACUACAUAGUAUAAAAUGAAUUGCCAUAGGUUUAGAGGAAUUACUGUGUAUAAUUCAGGCUUCCUUGUUAGCAGACUGUGUGUGUUUUGUGGCUUAAUUUGUUCCGUAUAUUGUAAAAUGACAUUAACUCUGUAAGCUAAGCUGCCAUACAUAAUCUUUGAACAGUUUAACAAUAGCUUUGCAUGUGUGUUGUAAAUUGUCGAGCAGAAUCCUUAUUUCAUAAUUCCUGAAUGGUAACAAACAUUGCAGUCAUUGUCCUUUUUAAUCUAGAAAUAGAAAUGUGAGCAAUAUAAUCUUAAAAAUAGAUACCUGUACCGGAAAAAAUCUAGCAAAUAAAAAUGGACAUACAGACGUUUAAUCUACUGAUUUUGUUUGUCAUCUAUUUAGAGCACAUGUAAUAGAAGUAGGUUUAUUGAAACUGGAGUACGGAUAGUUUUCCUAUUUUAAUUUGGUAUUAAAUUGGUUGUUAACUUUUGGCGAGUUCUUUAAUAUAGCUGAUAAAUUAGAUUGAAAAUGAUAUUAAGGAAAUUUAAAUUCAUAUUUACCUAACUGAAGUGUUAAUUUUGUUUUUAAUAUGGUUUCCAUAAAAAAUGUUUUAUUUCUUUUCAUACUGUUGGUGUUGCUUUAUCUCUUAAACACAUAUCAGUAGAUUGUCAAUGUAUGUACAUCAUUUAUUUUGAUACUUUACAAGGAAUUUUGAAUAUUUUAUAUCUCAUCCUGGCACAAUUAUCUUAUUUUUAAUGAAAGCGCUUGUGGAUAAGAAUACACAUUAUCAUGACAUUUUUCUUAUUAAGUUUUAAGACAAUGUGCAUGAAUGAGAUUGAAGAACAGUGUACCUGCAAACUAUAAAUCAGCAAAUUUGUGGAUGCUAGAGUAGGCGUUGACAGUUUUAAAAUGUGACAAACAUGCUGUAUCACUAUAAGAGUACUUUCAGAGAGUGAUGUUUUUUCAGCAGUGCAAGUGCUUGUAUCUGCAUAAAAAGAAAAAAAAUGUUGCUGAAGUUUGUCUGUUGCCAAAGAAAUGUGAGGAAGACAAAGUUAAUUUAAUUUUUAUUUGUAUUUUAGUCAUUCAUAUGUAAACUUGUAAUUAGGAGAGGAACUGUUUCAUUGUGUACUAUGAUGAUAAUCGACUAACAGAAUCUGUAAUGUUGCAUGAACUUUUGUUUUAUCCAUUCUAGUUCCUGGUUUUCCUACAGUGAAGUCCCAGAUGGCGUCACAAAGUCUAGGUGCCAUGAGUCACUAAAGCCUGAUUAAUCAAGUCUACUGAAAUCCCUUGUGCCAUCAUAAAUUAUGUACCACCAAAUAGUUCUCUGGUUUUCGGUGCUCUUUCAGUUAUUUCACAGUAGUCGUUUGAAUUUUUUUCUUUUGGUUUGACCUUCGCAGGAGGAUGAUACUGACAGAUUAUCAGUAUAUGUCGAGUCCUUUGCCUUUGUAGUUAAUACAGAUAUAUAUAUAGGCAAAACAGGGAUGAAUUAUGUGGAAUUUCAUAAUAACAGGGUAUCUUUCUGUUUACUUUAAGGCACGAGUUUAAAGGUUCAAUGUUCCCACUGCCAUCUGUCGAACAGAUAGUAGAGUGCAAGUUACUAAUCCAAAUUGUUUGUUGUUGGACCUGCGUCACACAUUAAAUGUGUGUUCGUCUAUGGUAUAAAAUCAUUUAGUCUUUCCUGGGUUUUUCUUGGUGUUUCUGAUAUUACUUUUUUGUAUGCAAGAAUAGCCAGGGUAAUUAAAUAAGUGAUGACUGGAUAAAUUUAUAUUAUGGAGUAUAUACCUGUUAUACAACAUUUGAUAUGAUUUUUAGUGUUGUAUAUUGAUAAGGAAUUUAUGGUUGAGUAAUUUUAUAAAUGUAUGAAUUCAUACUUUGACAA
This is a messenger RNA of Macrobrachium nipponense, 5277 nucleotides long. It is a transcript of the gene twf, whose product is annotated as twinfilin-1-like. The coding region runs from base 214 to 1098 and encodes 294 amino acids. Gene Ontology annotation, cellular component: actin filament; cytoplasm; myofibril. The transcript has 8 exons. Gene Ontology annotation, biological process: regulation of lamellipodium assembly; actin filament depolymerization; positive regulation of neuron projection development. The record is from RefSeq and is a predicted model, not a curated record. NCBI's taxonomy places the organism in Eukaryota, Metazoa, Arthropoda, Malacostraca, Decapoda, Palaemonidae. Gene Ontology annotation, molecular function: actin filament binding; actin monomer binding.